Racocetra persica is the source of this 714-nucleotide messenger RNA. The record is from the annotation of a GenBank genome assembly. Lineage: Eukaryota; Fungi; Glomeromycota; Glomeromycetes; Diversisporales; Gigasporaceae.
AUGAUAAUUAACAAUGCUCUGGUUAACGGUGAAUUGCCGCCAGCGAACCCAACCCUAGAAGAAAAAUUUGCCCGGCAAACUAAGCGGGAGUUUCUCAAAGAAUGCAAAACUGAGGAGAAAUACCAAAAAGAACAGAGUGAAAACCGGAUUAAAUCCCUAUUUGUGGUCCAAAAGGAACUAAAUGAACAACAAAAAUCAGCCCAGGAACUAGUGCUAGCGGGCAAGAGUGUUUUUCUGACCGGAGCAGCUGGCACCGGCAAGAGUUUUUUACUAAAGCACUUAAUCAGGCUCUUACAAGAAAAAUACAGCGGAGAGCAAAUCGGAAUUACUUCCACGACUGGCACGGGAGCCAUUAUCAUUGGGGGAAACACUAUUCAUUCCUAUUUAGGAAUUGGCGUAAUUGGACACUUACCAGCCAAGAUUUCCAUGUUAGAGGGGGAACUAUUUACUAAAUUAGAAACUUUAGCCGGAAUUAUCAGAAAAAAUCCAGAGCCUUUUGGUGGUAUCCAGUUAAUUUUAGUAGGCGAUUUUUGCCAAUUGCCCCCAGCUGGCAAAACCGAAGUAGGAAAUUUGAACACAAAAGAACUAGCUCAAUUACCGGGUGAUGCUUAUUUUUUUGCCGCGAAAGACGAAGAAAAAUUUCUCGGUCAGUCGGCCGAGUUAGCCCGAAGUUGUUUGGCCGCCGCGAAACUGGAAUUAAAAGUCGGAGCCCAA